AUGGUUGUACUAUUCGAAGACCCACGUAAACUUCCUUUGGCAACAUUUCUUAUGCAAGUUUUCAUAACAUUAGUGGUAUCUAAAGUUCUUGCUAAAUUACUUUCAUAUAUUCGACAACCACAAGUCAUUGGUCAAAUUAUUGCUGGUAUUAUUUUUGGUCCAUCUAUUCUCGGUAAUAUUUCAGCUUGGACCAAUGCAAUAUGGCCAUCAUCAAGACUUGAACUUGAUUUAAAACAAAUAAAAAAAAGUUGGAAAAUUACAAUACCGGUUGCAGUCGCUAGUAUCACAAUUCCAGUGGCAAUUGGUUGUGUAGUAUCUCUUUGGCUUUACAACAUGAAUGAAGGUUUGAAUACAAGUAAAGUAGCUUUUAUUCUUUUCAUUGGUUCUGGUUUUGGUUUUUCUGCCUUUCCUGUCUUGGCAACAUUGCUCAAUACAAUGGGUUUAUUAAAUAAACCAAUUGGUAUUCAAACAAUUUCAUUAGCAGCAGUCGAAGACAUCGUCGUUUGGGUCAUCUUAGCUAUUGCUAGUGCUUUUUCAUCAGGUGGUUCAGCAUUACAAGGGCUCUACACUUUAUUAUUAACAUUAGGUUUUAUUGCUAUUAUGUUUUUUAUCAUUCGACCAAUUUUAAGAUUGAUUCAUCGUUAUUACCUCCGUCAAAACAAUGAUACCAAUGUUUAUUUAGUUGUUGGCUGUUUUUUAUUACUUGUUAUUUCAGCAUUUACUACAGAAGUUAUGGGUAUACAUGCUUUUUUUGGUGCAUUCAUUAGUGGAUUAUGUAUACCACGCAAAGGAAGUUUGGUUGAGUUUUUAGCCGUACGUAUACAACUCAUUGUUGUCGAAUUCUUUUUACCUCUUUAUUUUGCUAAUAGUGGACUUCAUACACAUUUAAAUUUAAUGAAUAAUGGUAAAGCAUGGUGGACAUUAAUUGUGCUUAUAGUUUUAGCUUCCAUAGCUAAAAUAGUUCCUGUAACACUUGUAUCAAAACUUUGUUCAAAACGAUCUUGGUUUUAUUGUUUAUCAAUUGGUGUACUUAUGAAUACACGUGGUAUUGUACAAUUAGUUGUUUUAAAUAUUGGUGUUGAACUUGGUGUACUUUCAGCACAAAUAUUUGCUAUAUUUGUUUUAAUGGCAACAAUUUUAACAUUUUUAACAUCACCCGCAUUAUAUUUACUUAAUCGACAAAUACGUGAUACACGGCCAUCAUCUACUCAAAUAGUUCCUGAAGAUUUACGUAAUUUUUCACUAGCAGAAACACAUCUGACAGAAACUAAUUUUGAUAAUCAAAUGAGUAUUCGAACAAUUUCAAAUGGUGGUAUUUAUUCUACUCAAUCAUCAACAGAUGUAAACAGAUUAUCGAGAAAAUCUUCAAAUAACGUACUUCCAGGUUAUACAUUUACAAUAUUAGAUUAUCCAACUAAUCCUCCUGCAUUGAAUCCAACUAUAAAUGAAGAAGAAAUGGAAGAAUCUGAUACUACGUUUCGUUUGGGUGUUAAUAUGACACGAUUUUAA
Messenger RNA from Rotaria sordida, 1509 nucleotides. Lineage: Eukaryota; Metazoa; Rotifera; Eurotatoria; Philodinida; Philodinidae. The record is from the annotation of a GenBank genome assembly.